GACCAGGCAUUGUUGACUGCACUAGAUCCGCGCGAAGCGGAAGCUUUACGCCGUUUUAUGACCGAGAAGCUCAAUCAGUUCCGAGGUCCAGCACCAGCUAAUCAUACCAAUACGCCUCAUGACUUAUUGUUUCAACAACAGCAACAACAGCAGCAGCAACAACAACAGGAGUUGUUGGCAGCCGCUGCUAUGGCCGAAUUGGUUAUGCGUCGUGGUGAGCAUCUUCCAAUUUCCCCUCAAAACCAUCCUAGUUCCAAUGCUUUCCCACCACUACCGAACUGCGGCGCAAUGACCUCAGCCGUGAAUACAAUCACCACUCGCCCUACACCAUCCAUUCAACUCCCACAUCAAUUCCGAUACCCAACCAGUACGCAGACACCGCCAAGUUCGCACACGAUGGGUCCACGUGGCUUGCAACAUCCAACCCCUGAAGGGUCGUUGCACGCCCCACAGCCACCCGCGGCUCAUCACAACCCAGCCUCCAGACUACCGUCCAGUGGACCCAAUUCCGUUCCGAUGUCUACUGCUAACUAUUUAUCUAUGCUGGCUGGUGGUGCCAGUGCUGUCAGUCCUCGUGCUCAAAUCCCAGUUCCCGCUUCACCUGGCCCUAGCCGAUCUAAUGGUGCCGCGAACGCAGGGCCAAAUACGAUCAAUCCUGUGAACAACACUGUUCCUCUUUCCGGUCCGGGAGCGAUCAACGGAGCAGCUGCCGCAAACGCUCAGUUCCAAGAACAAGUGAUGCAUGCAGCCAAGUUCGCCAUGCUUGCUGCCAACAUGCAAGGCGAUCCGAACAAAGCGGCACAAUUCGCAAAUCUGGCAGCUGCUGCGUUCGCUGAAUUGGCUGCGGCCCACGAUAAAUCCCAACCCCCAGUUAGUUUUGGGCCGCAUGGAUCAUCUCCAAUGCACCUCCCACCUGUAGGUCCAGCACCCAACCCCGUAGCAGGUGCGUUUGACUUCCGGGGUCAUCACGCGGCCGCAUUGCUCCAACCUCACUUGGGAGAUAACCUAGCUGCCGCCGCUGCAGCAGCUGCUGCUGCCGCGGCCGCCGCAGCCACUGGCAAUCUACCUAACUUACCUCCUCCACCUGCUCUGUCACACACCGGAGACCGUCGACGUUCUGUGCCUUCCGCAACUCCACUUACUUGCUCCUCUGCCAAUGUCUCUUCUCCUGGUGGUGGACUUAUGGUGCCGAACCCAAUGCCAUCUGGCCCAGGUGGCGGACAUCGUCUUAAUCCGUGGUCCUCGCUCAACUCACCUUUGUCCUGCCCGGGUAACCGAUUUAAUGCACCUUCCACCAUGCCGCCAGCUCCGGCUCCUCCCCCAAAUGUGCCAUCGCCAUCCCAAUUGGCCCAAUUCGCUCAGCUUGCCCAGCAGUCUGCAGCCGCGGGUUUUGCUCAGGGAUUUUCUCUGCAAGACCCUGCCAUGCUGAACGCUCUCGUGCUUGCUGCGGCUGCGGCCCAUGCAGCUAACCCGGCGUCGAUGGAACCAAAUAAUCCGUUCAUGUCUCGCGAGAAUGAACUUCUUGAACGACAGCGUUUCCAACAGGCCAACAUGAGAUCAUGCAAUCCGUCACUUCCCCACACACAGCAGCAACAUCAUCAAGCUCAACAACCACAAUCACAACAAACUGCUGCAGCCGCAGCUGCUGCUGCAGCAGCAGCGGCCGCAGCCGCAUUCGCCAGUGCAGGAUUGCCACCAUUGAAUUUGGGCGCCCGACUUCCCUCGUCCCAUUCCUGA
Molecule: messenger RNA, 1737 nt
Organism: Echinostoma caproni
Lineage: Eukaryota; Metazoa; Platyhelminthes; Trematoda; Plagiorchiida; Echinostomatidae
Source: the annotation of a GenBank genome assembly